AUGGAUUUUGACGACUUGAAGCCGGUUAACUUCAAUACGGUAAGUGGUAAAUGAAAUCACAUGUUUCAUUAGGCCAUGGGUAACUUUGCGAGGAUGUUUCCACGAUUGGAAAAGCGGCUGAUCGAACAGAUCUUGAGGAAACACAAUGGAGAUGUGGCAGAUACAGUGGACGAAUUGCUAAAGAUCUCGGAAGAAACCGAGAAACAGGGGCAUUCGAAAGAAAAGUAGGCAAUUCGAGAGUUGUGAUGAGAACAGGGUUGGUCAUUCUACAUUCAAUUUCAGCACGGACAACGACUUUGCCUAUGCAGCCAUGUUGCAGAACCAAGAGUUUCUGAGCUAUCUCAAGACGCAAUCGGCCUUCCAACAAGCCACCCACCACCGUAUGCCUAAUUCGAUUAUUUUUACAAUAUUGUUUCAGGCCGUCGGGCACGAAGACACGGCUCAUACAAUCGAUACGAGAACGAAGAAUACGAGCGUAAUUAUGAUUACUCGAGACCUUCCAGUUCCCGAGUUUCAUAUAAUGAAGAAGAUUAUCAAAAAAAUUACAUUCCGAAUGGACCCUUGGUUGGUGAGUAAUAUUGACCCCUUCCGCACGAGUCGGAAGGUGCGGACUGAAACGAACAGGUGUACAGUGUAUAUACAUUGCUGACUUACUUUUGACAUGGAGUUCGCUCAACUCGGCUCUGGCCGGCGGAUAUGGAAAAAAUUCAUAAAAGUGCCCGAACUUCACUAAUGUCAUUUACUCUUUUGUCGUUGCAAAUUUGAUCGGGCAGUACAAUGGAAAAAUAGUGUGACACUCCACCUAUUUUUUCAGUCCAAGCUCACCUUUCGGCGACAAAAAGUCUAGUUACUGUGAAUAUUUAGACACUUUGUAAUCUUUAGUCAUCUUUUUGGCCUAAAAUCAGGUCUAAGGGUCUUGUAGAAGUAUUGAUACAUAUACAUAUCUCACUCUUUUCAAAAAUUGGAAAUUUUCGGAUUUUAAUGUUUUUUAUCGUAUAAGAUGUCCUCCGUUGUCUAAUUGUAAAUCUGACCUGACCAAAAGUUGAUUACUAGUUGAAAACGCUCGGAACGUAAAAUUCAGGUGUUCUAUGAAGCUUCCACACUUUAGGUCAAGUUGCCUCCACUCGUUAGAACAAUGUGUUAUACGAUAAAAAGGCUCAAAAUUCAUAUCUUUCUGGUUUUAUAGAAAAACGAGAGGAAUGCAUUAAUUAAAAAUGCGUUAAAAACAACAAACAUGAUACAAAGGAUCACAUAAACCACAUUCAGUGCCGCUUUCUAUUUCUAUGAGACCUACACGCCUGAUUUGAAGAAAAAAGAUGACUAAAACUUUGCAGAGUAAAGUUUGAAAGUUCACCAGAAAUAGCUUCUGUCAAGAAAGGUGCAGUGUAAAUCUCAUUAUCUACACUGUUUCAAGUAGGGCGUUUUUUAUGAAAAUUUUUGCUGUCGUCUGCCGGAGCUGAAUUGCGCGGAAUUACCGUCAUAAUGUUAAUCAGCAUGGUACACUUCAGGUCCUCCCGACUCGUUUGGAAAGAGUUAAAUAUCCGGGUAUUUGUGCCCGAAAAGGUGUUACGCAAUACGAUGACAGUUUUAUAAGGGGCCAUUCUAGACCCGUGUGAGACUCCGCGCUCGAGACUUCUGAAGAAAUUUAUUCCCAAAAUAAACAAAAAACAGAGUGCGACCAAGCCCGAGGAUCUGUAUCCUCACACAGUAAUUGUUGAUUAUGUCAAUGGAGAUGAGAGAUCGAUACAGAAAUUGAAGAAUAUGGGAGAAGGUGAGUUUAUCCCGCACCUCACUCAUCCCUUUCAGCCUCCAAACAACUUUUGUCAUCCGUCGCCAAGAAAUUCCUUGCCGAAAAAACACUUAAACUAAGACCAACUGAAGAUUAA
Bursaphelenchus xylophilus (pine wood nematode) is the source of this 1886-nucleotide messenger RNA. NCBI's taxonomy places the organism in Eukaryota, Metazoa, Nematoda, Chromadorea, Rhabditida, Aphelenchoididae. The record is from the annotation of a GenBank genome assembly.